AUGAAGACCUUCGCCAUACUACCGCUUCUCGCUGCGAUGAGCUAUGCUCUACCACAAGACAGCUGCACUACUUACACCAUUCAGCUCAUCGUCCCGACUACGACUGCAACCUACUCAUCGACAGCUGUGGUUACGGAGCACGCGACAACGCCCAUGGAUCUGGGCACUUUCACAUACGUCAAGACCAUUUCGUCGACGAAGACGCUGGAGACUGUCACGGUCACGACUCACGCUUGCGAACAUGCUGAUACAGUGUCUGCGCCGUACAAGACUGAGACUGUCUAUACAUCUGAUUACGCACAAGCGCCGUUCACCAAGAGAGACCUUGGUCUCAGUCCGCGCGAUGGGUGCACGAUCAUCGUGACCUCCACCACAACCUUCGGCCAGACACAGACUUGGGUUCCAGCAGGGGUGACCAGGACCUUCACCGACCAUACCGAUUUCACCCAGGCCACUGUGACCCGAACGACAACUGGCGGUAAAGCCUAUGCCAUCGAAACAGAGACUGUCACCAAACCGACAAAAUGCGCCGACGUCACCGUGAAGCCGACGGAGCCGACAGCGACCGUGACCUUGAACGCAAAGUGCUCACCUUCGGCCAUGAUCAGCGCAUACAACAACUUCGGUAUCGACUGGCUCAGCGACACACCAGCAGGCGGCGCAACCUACGAGACUACUGCGAGCGACGCAUCCGCUUGCUGUCAGAUAUGCGCUGAAGCACGGGACUGCGCUGCCAGUGCGUGGGACAUUCGGUCUGGCAACUGCAAGCUGGAGUUCCCAAUCGAAUUCUCGUCCGGCAACCUGAACUGCGGCCAGGGGCUAUUGGGCUACUACAACGCUGGCCCAAACCAUCCUAUGUCGCCGGGCACGGGUUGGUAUGUCGCUGAGAUGUGCGGGAAUGCGCAGUUUAGCAACAGCAAGCCAGACGAUGGCACGUAA
This is a messenger RNA of Fulvia fulva, 939 nucleotides long. RefSeq lists its product as uncharacterized. The transcript has 2 exons. Bases 1 to 939 code for a protein of 312 amino acids. Lineage: Eukaryota; Fungi; Ascomycota; Dothideomycetes; Mycosphaerellales; Mycosphaerellaceae. The record is from RefSeq and is a predicted model, not a curated record.